Molecule: messenger RNA, 2643 nt
Organism: Bursaphelenchus okinawaensis
Lineage: Eukaryota; Metazoa; Nematoda; Chromadorea; Rhabditida; Aphelenchoididae
Source: the annotation of a GenBank genome assembly
AUGCAAGCAUUCGACAUAGCAUCCCUAAUAUCACCCUCCUCUGCCAACAACAACUCUUUUCUGAAUGCUAAUCCAGCCUUGAUCUCAAAGCAGUUCAAAGACCUUCUAGAAGCCUGUAGCAGAGAAGAAGAGAAUCCUGGAAACCAGUCUACAUCGUCGAACAGUUCUGGAGAUGGUCAUCAUGACGACGAUGACAUUGACAGUCCUCAACAUUCUUCAGGUGGUCCUAUGAGAAUAGCAUCGUCGCCUUAUGGGUUCGGGAAGUGUAGUGGUGAGUAUGAACUUUUUGUUGAUAAAACAUAAAACUUUAGUACUAAAAAAUUUGAAAGAUGAAAAAGUAUGAAAUUUUUGUUUUACUCUAAUACUAUGUAGUACUAUAUAACGUACUAUAUACUACAACAUGCUUUUUCAUUUUUUAAAGUUUUUAUAGAAAAAUGUUCCAUAUGUUACAAAUAUCAUACCACCUAACUAAAAAUACUUUUGCUCACCCUAUUGUAACAAUGCCAAUAUUAUUUACAUGCCUACCGUAACCCUCGAUUUAAUAACGUUAAUUAACUGCCGGAUUCAUAAAUAAUGCCGGUUUUUUGGAGGCCAAUUUGGUUAUUUGGCAAUUAUCCGGUCCCGGCCCUCGUUUUUAUGAUCUCACAAACAAAUUGACUCGCGCUUUAUUGGCAGCCGGAACAUGGAGGCAGGUGCGCCAAGUAUUUUACGACGUUUUGUUUGUUAUGCUAGGCAUUUUUGAUUAAUUAACGAAAAUUUUAAGAUGCAGGAGCUAGAGGGAAAAUGGGUAAAAUAAGGAAUUGUACGUGAAUUUAAAAUUUUCGUGGCGGGACCUGAACUUAUUUAAAAAAAUUGACAUUACAAGUCAAGGAAAUUUUAAAAAUAUAAAUUUAAAUUAAAAAGCAACAUUUUAAAAAUUUUUAUAGAAAAAAUACACUUCGUGGCGGGACCAAGAUGAGCAAAAGCAUAAAGUUAUAAAAAAAUAAAUUUAAAAAUUUAUAUGAAAAGUAAAAUUUUAAAAAAUUUAUCAUAUUAAAAACUUAUAAGGAAGACGCAAAGAACUCAAAUAACUAGGUAUAAAUGGCUUUAAGUUGAUUUAAAACCAUUUGGUUGGUCAAAUAAUUCUGAGUCUCUUCACUCCGAAAAUUUGCUUUGAGCGGGGCACCGAAUUAUUUGAAUAACCCAACAAUAUUUUAUUUUUGAUGGUAUAUCAAGUCAUAAUAGUAGUGCAAAAAAAGUCAAAACUUUAAAAUUUAGUUUAAAUUUAAAUAUUUUUUAAAAAAAUAAAAAUUUUCAGAAUUUACUGACCCAUCAGCUCGACGUUACCGUACUGCCUUCUCUCGAGAACAAAUUGAGAUUCUAGAGAAAGAAUUCAGCCGAGAAAACUAUGUCUCUAAGACAAGAAGAAGUGAGCUGUCUCAUGAACUCAAGUUACCUGAAGCUACAAUUAAAGUGAGUGUAAUCUUGACAAAAAUUUAUGUAUCAUCUGCCAGAUGACGUAUUUUACACUAAAAUUAAAGAAAAAUGUUUAUCUGAUAGUAUAAUAUUUUUUUACAUAUUAAGAGAUCGGUAUAACAUUACUGUAUCAAAAAGUAUUAUAAGUUUUGUUGUGAUAGUAUUCUUCGAAUGAUGAUAUCAUUCUAUAGUGUACUACUAUUAUACACCGAAUACAACUUGAUAGUAUAACACCAUGACUACCGUACCCUCAACGCACUUUAUCUCUGACUUUAUCGAGGAUGAUAUCGGAUAUUAAAAACAUUUGAUUUAUCCAUUCUCAAUAGACUUGUCGCCCUCCGGGCAUUUUACAUUUCGCCGCACAAUUCGACUGGGAGUUCGACCGUUUUUAUGCGGCAUUUAUUGAAUUCCUCAAUAUUUUUGGGAGCUUUCGGGGAUUAUAGGCUGGUUACUGUAGUAAAAGUUUUUUUUUAUUUAAAUUUUGAAGCUUCGAAAUAAAAAUUUUUGUUUGCUUUGCCAUAUUUUACAAAAACUAAUUUUUAUUCAAAAAAGUUUGAAAUACGGAAAAUUUUGAAAUUAUAGGUAUGGUUCCAAAAUCGUAGAAUGAAAGACAAACGACAAAGGAUGACAAUUGUAAAUUGGCCUCAGUUCGAACAGUUAAUGCUACAGAAUCAGCUGUACAUGUAUGCUUGGAGACAGAACUCACUGAUGGGACAAAAUAUGGCAAAGGGCGCGUUUCCUAGCCAAAAGUAAGGCUAAAUUUAAAAUUUGAAAUUUUUUUAAAAAUUUUUUGUUUUUUAAUGUAAGCUGGUUUGAAGUAACAUUUUUUGCAUGGGAAAGAGGAGGGGGAGGGAGGGGGAAGAAAUUAAAAAUUAAAAAAAUGUAAAAUACGGGGCUGGAAGUCAUGAUUUAAUGUUGCUUUUGAAAGCUUAUGCUUUUAGUAUGAUGAUGAAUCCUUUGCUGGGAAUGCCAUCAAUGCCGUCCUUUCCAAUUCCAUCGACUGACACCCCCUUACCAUCAACUCAGUCAACAACAAUCUUCUCUCAAACCACAGUAAACAAAGAUACAAAGCUAGAAUCAGAGCUCACACCACAAAAGUUGGAAAAUAUUGAAGCUACAUCGUUACCAACAUCUGUAGCCAAUGAUUCUUGUGAGGGUCUAGCUAAAAGUUUAGAAAAAGAAACAUGA